AUGAACAUGAUUGAUUUGAUUUACGUUAAAUACUCUUCUAAAUGGUGUUGCGCUCUUGAAUAUCAAACUCGCUGCCACCUCCGACCUCCAUCUGUUCAAGCCGAAAGUUGCUGUGUCCACCCCUCUACGAGAAUAUCUCUUGGUGCAACAAUUUUGUCGUCAUCGAAGAGCAACAGCCCUGCGAUCUUGGUCAAACCCAGCAAACCUCCGUUCAAGACGUGA
Molecule: messenger RNA, 222 nt
Organism: Penicillium crustosum
Lineage: Eukaryota; Fungi; Ascomycota; Eurotiomycetes; Eurotiales; Aspergillaceae
Exons: 2
Coding region: 1-222 (73 amino acids)
Source: RefSeq, a predicted model, not a curated record